Messenger RNA from Prionailurus viverrinus (fishing cat), 1949 nucleotides. RefSeq names its product nucleosome assembly protein 1-like 1. The record is from RefSeq and is a predicted model, not a curated record. Gene Ontology annotation, cellular component: nucleus; chromatin. The transcript is spliced from 2 exons. Lineage: Eukaryota; Metazoa; Chordata; Mammalia; Carnivora; Felidae. Gene Ontology annotation, biological process: nucleosome assembly. The coding region runs from base 1 to 1905 and encodes 634 amino acids. Gene Ontology annotation, molecular function: chromatin binding; histone binding.
AUGGCUGCCACAGAGGAGCAAAAUCUGGUCCUAGGUGGCCAGGACAAAGCUGGUGAUGGGGCAGGCCAGGACCCCAGGCCCCUCGGGGUCCGGGGGUCACCUUCAGAAGGGAAGGGCGGAGUCGAGGAGGGUGCGGCCUUCCUGCCUCCCGGAGAGGUUUCCAGAGCCCUUCCUGAAGAGGAGGAUGGGCAGGAGGCCACCUGGGCCGCAGAAGAGAGCUGGGUUGUAAAGCUGCUAGAAGAGGAGGAAGAGGAAGAAGACAAGGAGGAAGACGAAGAUGAGGACGGGGACGAAGACGACGAAGAAGAGGACUUCGAGUUCGAGUUUGGGGACGAGGACGACUAUGAUUACCCAUCUCAAGAUUUCGAAUUUGAGUUUGGGAACCAGGGGGGGUCUGAAUAUGAGUCGGAAGAGCAGGACGAAAACCAGGAAGACAAUCAGGAGGAAGAGGAAGAGACUGAAGAGGAGGAGGAAGACAGCAAUGGCCAAGAGGGCCCACAAGUCCUCCCUGCGGGUGCUCCCGAGGCCCCCGUGGCACAGUUUCAGUCCCUCUUCAGGACUCCGGUCCAUUUUCUUCUGCACCGUAUCCAUGAUAACGACCAUGUCCUGGUUGGGCCCCACGAAGGCUGCGUGGUGGUCAGCAGCCACUCCCGGGAAUCCCAGGACCCUGGAGAGGGACCAGCACCCCAGGAUCAGGAGAACCCGAGAGAGGAAGCAGAGGUCGGGGUGGGUGAGUCCCUGGCAGAGGGCACCUCGCCGCCGGGGCUGCAGGAACCAAAAGAGGGGGCUGCAUCCAAAAAGGCCGGGGAACCUACAGCAGAGGCCCAGGUCAAAGAAAACGAGGCCCUGGGUGAUGCCUCUGAGUUCUGGGAGGCUGGAGCCUGUGCACCCGCCAAGGUUCAGGUUGGCGAGUGGCCGUCAAGUCCUCAGGCCCUUGCAGCUCCCGUUGGGGCACCCAGCUCAAAGGCAGGCAGUGCUCAGCACUUGCCUUUAGCGGUGAAGCAGCAGGUCCUCGCUCUCAAAAACCUUCAGGCCCAAUAUGCGCAAGUAGAAGCUCAGUUCUAUAAAGAUCUUCACGAUCUUGAGGAAAAGUAUGCUGCCUUCUACCAACCUCUGUUUGAUAAGAGAUCGGAGAUCAUCAAUGCAAUCCAUGAGCCCACAGAAGGCGAAUGUCAGUGGCAAGUAGGUGUUCAGGAAGGCGGGGCGGGGGAAAUGGAAAGAGAGCCUGAAGGAAAAGGGCAAGCAGAUGGCAUACCUCACUUUUGGUUGAUGGCUUUUAAAAAUGUGAAGACGCUUGGUAGGAUGAUCCGAAGAAAUGAUGAGCUUGUACUACAGCACUUGGAAGAUGUAAAAAUUAAAUUUUCGGAAGUUGAGGAACCAAUGAGCUUCACCAUAGGAUUUAUCUUUAGGUCAAACGAAUACUUUUUCAACAAAGUCCUGACGAAAACAUACCGAAUGCGAUCAGACCCAGAUGAUUCUGACCCCUUCUUCUCCAAAGGGCCAGAAAUUAUCGGUAGCACAGGGUGUGAGAUCUACUGGAAAGAGGGAAAAAAUGUCACCGUGAAAACUACCAAGCUGCGGAAAUGUGAGGGCCGAAGAAGUGUAUCAACCACUAGGAAGAUGCCCAGCUGUUCCUUCUUCACCUACUUCUAUCCUCCUGAUUAUCCUGAGGGCAGAGUACUGGAUGUGGCCACCGAUUAUAAAUUGGGCUAUUUUUUCCGUGAAGUUCUGGUCCCGAAGUCCGUAUUAUUCUUCACUAAUGAAGCCAGUGGGUAUAAACAUGAAAGCUCUGAUAAUGAGGUCCAAGAAGCUGGAGGCGAGGAAAAGAAAGUAGAAGUGAUGAGAAGUGAAGAACCUGAAAAAGGACCUGAAAAAGAUCUGGACCCAGAAGAGAGCAAUCCCUGAGAACCCAGAUAACGAUAAAACGAUGUGAUCGGCUUUAAAAACUC